Hipposideros armiger (great roundleaf bat) is the source of this 2763-nucleotide messenger RNA. It is a transcript of the gene TMEM130, whose product is annotated as transmembrane protein 130. NCBI's taxonomy places the organism in Eukaryota, Metazoa, Chordata, Mammalia, Chiroptera, Hipposideridae. The transcript is spliced from 8 exons. The coding region runs from base 246 to 1550 and encodes 434 amino acids. Gene Ontology annotation, cellular component: plasma membrane. The record is from RefSeq and is a predicted model, not a curated record.
CGAGGCGACGGAGGGACGCGGGAGGGAACGCAGGGAGGGGAGGCAGAGAGGCUGACGUGGGCCGGGGUCGGCGCUGCGGGCUGUAGGAGGCGGCGGGUGCGCAGCGACACCACGUCCUGAAGUGAGGACGAGGGAGCGCCGCGCCCGCAGCUCUCCGCACAGCCCGCGCCUCGCGUGCGGAGGAGCGGCCGGCGCCGCCGAGUCGAGCCACGUCCUCUCGGGCUCCUGCCACUCCCGGAGCCACCAUGGUCCCGGCCCUCUGGCCGUGCGUCAGCCGCAUCCUCUGGCUCGCCUGCCUCCUGCCCUUGGCCCCGGCUGGGGUGGCCGCAGGCCUAUAUGAACUCCACCUCACCACCGAUAGCCCGGCUACCACGGGGGCAGAGGUGACCGUCACGGCUCGCCUGGUGGCCAGUGACAACGGCAGCCUGGUCCUGCCCACCAACAUUCACUUCUACCGCUUCCACUGGAUCCAUACCCCACUGCUGCUCACGGGGAAGAAGGACGAGGCGUUCAGCUCCACCAUCCGCGCUGUGGGGAUCGAGCCCGGGGACUUCCCCGUCUCUGUCUGGGUCACCGCCGCCAACUGCUGGAUGUGCCAGCCUGUGGCAAGGAGCCUUGUCGUCCUCUCCAUCACAGAGCUCCUCGUGGGGAACCUCAUUGUCACCCAGAACACGUCCCUGCCCUGGCCCGGCUCCUAUCUUGCCAAGACAGUCCUUAACAUUUCCUUUCUCCUCCAUGACCCGAACAACUUCUUCAAGACUGCCUCAUUUCUCUACAGCUGGGACUUCGGAGACGGCACCCAGAUGGUGACUGGAGACCCAAUGGUCUAUUAUAACUAUCCGACCAUUGGAAACGUCACUGUGAAGCUCAAAGUGGUGGCUGAGUGGGAACAGGCCACACUGGAUGCUGGGAAGGGCAUCACGCAGAAGACGGGUGACUUCUCUGCCUCGCUGAAGCUGCACGAAACCCUUCAAGGCAUCCAGGUCUCGGGGCCUACCCAAAUUGAGAGCUUCCAAAAGAUGGCAGUGACCUUGAACUUCCUGGGAAGCCCACCUCUGACUGUGUGCUGGCGUCUCAAGCACGAGUGCCUUCCGCUGGAGGAAGGGGAAUGUCACCCAGUGUCCGUGGCCGACACAGCUUACAACCUGACCCACGUCUUCAGGGACCCUGGGGACUACUGCUUCAGCAUCCGGGCCGAGAAUGUCAUCAGCAAGACGCAUCAGUACCACAGGAUCCAGGUGUGGCCCUCCAGCAUGCAGCCGGCGGUCUUUGCUUUCCCAUGUGCCACGCUUAUCACCAUGAUCCUGGCGUUGAUCAUGUACAUCAGCCUGAGGAAUGCUCACCAGAAGGACAUGGUGGAGGUGGCUGAUUUUGACUUUUCCCCCAUGUCUGACAAGAAUCCGGAGCCACCCACGGGGGCCAAGUGCUGCUGCCAGAUGUGCUGUGGGCCCUUCUUGCUGGAGACGCCAUCUGAGUACCUAGAGGUUGCCCGCGAGAACCACGGGCUGCUGCCACACCUCUACAAGCCUGUCAAAACGUACACGGUGUGAGCGCGCCCUCAACCCACGUCAGCUUUAACGAACUGCCGAUUUGAUGCUUUGGGCGGGGUGGUGCGCGCCACCCAGCAGGAGGGGUUCACGAGUGUGGGGCCAUCUGCCCUGGCCAGCCAUCCAUCUGUACAGUCCAGCUGCUGACACAAGCCCCUCUCAGUCACACACCACUCCCCCUGGCCAUCUGUCCACCUGUACAGUCUAACCGCUGCUGUGAGCACCUCUCAGUCAACCCCGGCCUUCCCCUUGCCUUUGAAGAGGCCCCAAGCAGGAGUCGGUAUGCGAUGCGGCCUCCUCUGGAGAGGUGUGCCUGGCUGCCCCUCGCCCAAUCCUCCCAGGCUGGCAGGUCUGCUGUCCAUCUGGGAUUUGAGCUUUCCUUCCCCAGGCAGCCGUGCCAAGGUCAGAGAGCUAGGAGGAAGGUCAAAAACGGCUGAGGACACAACAUGAAAGGUCACGCACAGAGACACGCGGGCAUGCACACACACACGUGUCAUACAGACAUCUCAGAUGAUUUCCUCUGUAUCAGUUCAGUAGGCUGCUGGGACGUACCCUGAAUUAGAACUCAGAUGAAAUCUGACCUCCACUUGACCCCAAUAGCUCCUGGGCCUGGCCCCUUCCUUUUUGUGCUGUCCCUGUGGCUACCUGGUCCCAUUCUAAAGACACCUUGUUCCCUGCCUGCUUGCUGGGGGCUGGGUGCAGGUGGGGCUAAUACUUUGUAAGUACAAAGUGCUUUAGAAAUAGCAUUUUUAUUGAGACCAUGUUAACUUCCAUUGAGGAAAAGGCCUUGAAGCAGAAGAGGAGUAGAGCCAGUGGGGCAUGGGUUCCCUGAAAGGGGACCCAGCUUCACCUGGGGGUGGGGAGUGGCUUGAGAAGCAAGAGGCAGGACUAGAUAGAGGCUGGCAGGGGAACCAAGCCCACUCUUACCCGCUCCGGCCCAGUGGCUGGGACAGGCAGAGCAGGUAGAGAGAGCAGUUUCUGGGUGCAGGGGAGACCACCAUUAGGUCCCCAUCCAACUGUUCAGGGGUGCUGGGAGCAACCUGGGCCUGUUUGGUGGAGGGCAGGGCCAUGGGGGCAGAGUUCUGUUGCUGUAAUCAAUUGCUCUCAGACUUUGUGCAGAAAACAGUAUACCCACAGUCAUGCAACUCAUUUUCAUGACAUAGUACUAUCAUAAUUGCUAAAUAAAGCUUGUGUGCUCUGAGUAUAGCCAAGCCUA